This is a messenger RNA of Kwoniella mangroviensis CBS 8507, 2109 nucleotides long. RefSeq lists its product as uncharacterized. The transcript has 10 exons. Bases 1 to 2109 code for a protein of 702 amino acids. Lineage: Eukaryota; Fungi; Basidiomycota; Tremellomycetes; Tremellales; Cryptococcaceae. Gene Ontology annotation, cellular component: RNA polymerase I core factor complex. Gene Ontology annotation, biological process: nucleolar large rRNA transcription by RNA polymerase I; RNA polymerase I preinitiation complex assembly. Gene Ontology annotation, molecular function: RNA polymerase I core promoter sequence-specific DNA binding. The record is from RefSeq and is a predicted model, not a curated record.
AUGGCGAGAGCAUGUGAUAUUUGUGGAUCUAGAAAAUGGAGGAAAGAUAAAGUGACGGGAAAUGCAGUAUGUGAAGAAGGUCACGUCCGUCAGGACUACCGAUCAGAGGUCCAUGAUAUGGAGAUUGGUGGACCUCGACAUCAAUUGACUCGAAGGAAGAUCGGUACGAGGGGAACAAGGAGGAAUAAGCGGAAAGAGGAAGGAAGGGCGAACCCACUUUUUUAUCAUGGAACUGAAGCUGAAUAUCUAAAGAUACAAGCUCUACAAUUGUUGUUAAGAUUACAAGUCCAAGCUAUAUCAAAAUUAUGGUCAUUACCUGAUACAUUUGAGAUGAUAGUUCGUGAUUUGUGGGCAUAUCAAUUAUCAUUAUCAGUCCUACCGCCUCUACCUGAAUCUUCCGAAUCGAAUCAACAGCCCGAUGUAUUACCAGCGAUAAUUGACAAACACAGUCAACACAGUCAAUCAAUAGAUGUUGAAAUGGUAGAUCAACACCGGGAUAGGGAUAGUAAAUCUGAUGAUGGCUCGCAGCCCGGUUCAGAUACAGAAGAUGAGAAACACGAGGAAGGUUCUGACGAUGAAAGAGGAUCAGAUCUCGAUCCGGAAAUUUUAGAGAGGCUGGAACAGUCCGAUGUAGAGGAUAUUGAAAGACAGAAUGACGAUAGGUCAGGAGAUGAGAAUAGGAACAAAGGAAAGAGGAAAAGGAAAUUGAGGAUCUCAGAUACGAUCAUCACGCUUGUUAUGGGUUUAUGGAUAAUGAGAGUACCCUUCAUGACAGUAGAAAUUGAAAACGCAAUAAACGAAAUGCAGAUCCCUUAUGUCGAUUUUUACCAUACUACUCACCUAUCAGAGGAUAUGAGAAAACACAUGAAUCGGGAUGUGAUGAUCUCCCUUUCACCCUUAAGAUCGCCUUCGCCAUCUCUUAUACACCGAUCAUGUAAGAACCUCGCUCGAGCGCUUCAUAAGAGAUAUGGUAUACAGAUACCAGAGAUGAAUGUACAUCCUGUCAUUUGGAGGGUAUUAUCCAAUCUAGCUACGACCUACACUCAAGUCAUCCGUCUGCUUUCUAUCCUAGACAUCAACUUCUCCCUAAUCGAAAGAGAGAUCCAAACGUAUUUCAGAAAGACCCGUGGUCGACCGAGAUCGACAUACCAAUCAACCGACGCUUCCGACGAAGAAGUGUCAGAAAGUGAUAGGAAGGAGAUGUACGAACGAACUUUGUUAUAUCAAGAUGUCAUUGCACCUGAAAUAGCAAUAGUGAGCGCUUGGAUAGUGAUCAUGAAAAUUGUAUAUGGCUUAGAUGGGAUACCUCGAGAAGCGCUCUUGAAGUCUGAUCCGGCUAUUGGGCUGCCUAGUUCUCAGACAUGGUUGGAUGAGUUGAGAGACAGGUUGAAUGAGGGUGUAUUGAAAGGUGGAAAAAAGUUUAUAGAGAAACAGUAUUUCAACACGAUGGACGCAGAUGAUAUAGAUAUAUUUCUUGAUAAAGCUGAGGGAAUUUUAUUGGAUCAUCGAGAAGAGCCAUCAGAUAUCACACCAUUCCCACUUAUCCUCCAUGAUUCAAUUCCAGCAUCGGACAUCCCCCCAAACUCAUGGAUAACAUUCCAUCAAAAAUCCGACAACUCCAACUCCACACGAAUUUCACACAAAUCGAUCCAAGCCAAUAGCGGUAAUAACAAAACCCUUCCUUUAAUGCCAGGAGAGAAAAUACGGUCUUUUGCUGCUAAUGAUCCAUUCUUGGAAUUGCCGAAUGAUUUGGAAGUGGUAGUUCAUGCCUCCAGUGAAGUUAUAGGGUGGGAUGUUAGGGAUAUACUUGGAUUCGUAGAGGUUAUUGAGAGGAGGUUGGAGAGACUUAGACCAAGGGAUGAGAGGGGUAGGAAAGUGAGGGAUAUAGAGGAUACGGAUGAGGACGAGAGAGAUGAUAAGAGUAGGAGUAAGAGUAGGAGCAGAGCGAGAAGUACAAGUAGGAGUAGGAGUAGAAGUGCUUUGGCUAGAUCAGGAUCGAGGGAAAUCAGUUUGAAUAGGGUGGUAAGUUUGAAUAACCUCAAGGUGAGGAGCAGGGAACCGAGUUUGAGUAGGACAGCGAGUUUGAAUAGGAUAAACAGUAGGAAAUGA